This is a messenger RNA of Daphnia carinata, 2055 nucleotides long. RefSeq lists its product as uncharacterized. The record is from RefSeq and is a predicted model, not a curated record. Gene Ontology annotation, molecular function: nucleic acid binding. Gene Ontology annotation, biological process: DNA integration. NCBI's taxonomy places the organism in Eukaryota, Metazoa, Arthropoda, Branchiopoda, Diplostraca, Daphniidae. The transcript has a single exon. Bases 1 to 2055 code for a protein of 684 amino acids.
AUGUCGAAAACGCACGUCACACCUGUAAAAGGUCUCACGAUUCCCCGUUUGGAGUUACAGGCGGCAGUAGAAGGCCUCAACCUUGCUCUCACGAUUUGUCGUGAGCUAGAAAUUGACUUGAGGCAAGUAACCUUCCACACAGACUCGCAAACAGUGCUGCGGUGGAUCCACUCUAAGACGUGCCGAUUUGAAGUCUUCGUUAACAACCGCAUCGGAAAGAUACUCCGAAACACGGCUCGCCGACAAUGGCGUCAUGUUGCCGGAGAUUCAAACCCCGCAGACCUUUGUAGUAAAGGUAUCGACCCAAAAGAUGUCGACGAAUUGGCCUAUUUCCACCGAGGACCUCCGUUCCUGAACUUGGACCCGGCAGAGUGGUACACCUGGGAAGAAAUCACGGAGCCUGAGGAACGAGACGUAAACGUGAUUCGCGUCUUUGCAGUCAAAACGGAAGAUGAGAACCAUGUCAUCGACCGAUGCGUCGCACACUUUUCCAGUUUGUUGCGACUUCAACGAGUACUGGCCUGGGGGAGAAGAUUUACCAACAACGUCAGAGCAAGAUUACAUGAAGAAAAGCCCAUGGUCGGAGAUCUGACAGUAGAAGAAAUGGUAACAUCGCUGACAAGAUGCAUCGUACGAGCGCAAGAAUUGGCCUUUGCUGAGGAAUUCUAUGCCCUUCGCAAGAACCUGGAACUACCCCUCCGUUCCAAGCUUCGCAACUUCAAGCCCUUCUUGGAUGAAGAUGGACAGAUGCGAAUUGGAGGACGUAUACUUCUAGCGCCGAUCGACUAUGCAGCUAAACACCCCAUACUUCUGCCAGCAUCUCAACUUCUAACGAAAAGGAUAAUUUGGGAUUAUCACGUUAGAAACAUUCACGUCAAGACGGAGAGAUUGUUGAUGGACCUCCGCUCUCGCUACUGGAUACUCUCCGGACGUAAAGUGGUAAAAUCUGUCCUCAACAACUGCUGGCCCUGCAAACGUACGUCGGCAAAACCCAGCCCGCCGUUAAUGGCUUCCCUUCCAGUACAUCGUUUAACGCCUCAUCUACCCGCGUUCACGUACACAGGGAUCGAUUACUUUGGUCCUUUGACCGUAAGAGUUGGUGGUCGGGGAAGAAGACACGAAAAACGUUGGGUCAGCCUAUUCACUUGCCUUACGACGCGAGCUGUCCACCUGGAAAAUGCUAACGGGCUUAGCAUGGAAGAAUUCCUGCUCUGUUUCUCCCGUUUUACGAGCCUACGUGGAAGGCCGAAGGUCGUUUACAGCGACAAUGGGACGAAUUUUGUCACCGCCGAGGAGGAGUUACGGCAAGCCUUGGAAGAACUCAUCAGUAAACACGAGGAGCUCCAAACAGUAAUGGCUUGCCAACAGAUUGAGUGGCACUUCUCUCCACCCCAUGGACCCCACUUCGGCGGUGUUUGGGAAAGGAUCGUACAAUCCUGCAAGCGGGCAAUGAAGACCAGUAUCGGGAACUGCCUAAUUACGGACCAAGUCCUACGAACUGCAAUUGCUGAAGUGACAGCCUUAUUGAACGCCCGUCCGUUAACCCAUCUGAGUAUGGAUCCAGAAGACCCGGAUCCAUUAACGCCCAAUCACUUCCUACACGGUGGAGCUCGUCCAUACUUGCCCCUGCAAUUGGCUGACGUGGAAGACUUGAACGUAAGCAACAAGCAGUUUCAGCAAAGUCAAGCCAUCCUUCAGCAUUUUUGGAUCAGAUGGCUACGUGAAUACGUUCCCCACUUAACCGAGAGAAGAAAAUGGCAAGAAAAUAGGCCUAACGUCACCGUUGGAGAUCUAGUGCUUGUAAUCGAACCAAAUACUUUGCGUGGGCAGUGGCCGAUGGGUAAAGUGUUGGGAGUUAUCCCCAGUGCAAUGGAUAAUGUUGUUCGAGUGGUAAAAGGAAAACUUACCAAUCAUCCAAAACCAUGUAUUCGGCCGGUGGCCAAAUUAUGUAUCAUGGUCCCAGCCAAAGAACAAGAAGUUUGCGCAAAAGAAGAAAAAAAUGGAACUUUCAACAGCGUAAACCUCGAUUUCAGUAUCGUAAAGUGUAAAUACUGA